Messenger RNA from Rhinocladiella mackenziei CBS 650.93, 1410 nucleotides. RefSeq lists its product as uncharacterized. The record is from RefSeq and is a predicted model, not a curated record. Bases 1 to 1410 code for a protein of 469 amino acids. Lineage: Eukaryota; Fungi; Ascomycota; Eurotiomycetes; Chaetothyriales; Herpotrichiellaceae. The transcript has a single exon.
AUGUCUCGUGCACAUCCCACCGAACUUGACCCAUUGGUCGACGAAUUCCAGCACCUGUCGGAAAAGAGGCGGCCGGCUGAAGCCUUGCUCAUGCUGAGGAAAAUCGCCUCCACGGUGAAGCCCAUUAUGCGUCUUCGCAACUGGAGGGUCGGUGUACUGUGCGAAUUCUACCCCUCGGAAGCCAAUCUUCUCGGGUUAAACAUCAAUCGCGGGGAAAAGAUCUGUCUUCGCCUCCGCUAUCCUGGAGAUGAUACUCAGUUCCUCCCCUUUGAAAACGUUGUCGACACGAUGCUUCACGAGCUAGCACAUAUCGUCCAUGGUCCCCACGACCAAGCUUUCAAUGUUUUAUGGGACAAGCUUCGGGACGAGCAUGAGGCCUUGGCCAGAAAGGGAUACACGGGCGAAGGGUUCUUGGGCAAAGGCAACGUCCUGGGUGGAAAACGAAUCCCCAUGUCUGAAAUCAAACGACAGGCCCGGGCGGCAGCAGAGAGACGACGCGAUCUCACAAAGGGAAGCGGACAAAAGCUUGGCGGCCAGGGAAUUCUACGAGGUCAGAAUGCUAGAGAAAUCAUCGCCGCGGCUGCGGAGAAGAGAUUGCGGAUUGAACGAGGCUGCGCCAGUGCGACAGACAAAGGGCGAAAGAUCGCACAGGAAGAAGCAAACAAGAAGGACAAGGUGACAACGACGAAAGCGGAACAAGAAGAUGAGAACGACGCUGCCAUGAUGCAAGCCUUCAUCGACCUGAUCCAAGAAGAGGAAAGUCAACUCUUCGGCAAAGGGUAUGUCCCACCCAGCCAGGAGAAUCCCGCUGGAGUGCGAGCCCGCGGCUACCCACCGGGUUCGAGGACGAAUGUGGUACCAUCCAUGGAUGCUCAGUCGCUCCGUGAACAACAACUUCAGAUCGAGCGACAACUGCAACAAAAUCGAGCCCUGGAAGCGCAGCAACGACGGCAGCAACAAGAUGUGUCUAAACCCAAAGCGCCGACCCACAAUCCUUUCACACCACCUCCCGAACCUCAGACCGCUGAGCCCGAAACAUGGACGUGCGAAGUCUGCACUCUCAUCAACCCAAUACAAUUCCUGAUGUGCGACGCCUGCGAAGCCGAACGACCCGCAAUCUACUCGAAGCCGACAAUAUCCAACCUUCACCCUCCCCAACCCGCAUCUUUGAUAUCGUCAUCCACAUCUAGAUCCACAUCGGUUGACAAAUCCAAAUCCCGUUCACGCUCGACACCAACUGCUCUGCAACCACGCCUGUCAGCCGCCGACUCACUGGCACGGAUAGAAGCCCAGGCCAACGCAAAAGUGCAAGCAAAACCGAUGGGCUGGACGUGCUACGGGUGUGGUAAUUGGAUGGAAAGCGAAUGGUGGACGUGCUCUGCAUGUGGGCGUAUGAAGGCAAGUUCUUGA